Molecule: messenger RNA, 4863 nt
Organism: Populus trichocarpa (black cottonwood)
Lineage: Eukaryota; Viridiplantae; Streptophyta; Magnoliopsida; Malpighiales; Salicaceae
Exons: 3
Coding region: 296-1228 (310 amino acids)
Source: RefSeq, a predicted model, not a curated record
CGUACCCAAGUAAUCAAAUCCCACUAGGGCAAAAUGCAAAUACACUGAAUCCCAAGGACGCAAUUGGCAAUACAAUAAUUAACCUUCUUGUUUCUAUCCUCCUCUCUUAAGACUAGAGUAUCCUCAACAGGCAGCAGUAGUAUAUUAACUGCUUCCUCUACUCCUCUUCCCUCCAUCCUUUCUUAUCAGACAAGCCUAUGCUCUAGAAUUUCUGAUUCCCUUCUCCAUCAGAAUCCCUGAUAAGCUGUCGUUUUGCUUCUCGAAAACAGAGAAAGAAUCGGACUCUUUCUCUUCAAUGGUGUUUCGCACUGAACCGGAAACUGAGCCAAACACAAACAACAACACUAUCAUGGCUUCUUCUACUACUACUACUAGUACUGUGAAACCACACCAGCCACUCCAUAACUUCCCUUUGCAAGACCUAAAAUGGUCAAUGAACCAUUCCAAUAACGUUACCAACCACCACCACCGCUUUCGCACUCACAAAUCUCCUCACCGCGAUGCUGCUUCUGCGGCGGAUUCGGAGGGAGACGGCGGGGUCAAGAUUGAUAAACUAUUGAAGAAAAAAUCUGGUGAUGUUGAGAAUUCGGAGAGGAAAUCGAAGAUCUUUAUUCGGUUGAGGACUAACAAAAACAGCAGCGGAAGCGGAAGCAGCAGCGGAAGCAGCAAGGGCGUGGUUGGUGAUGUUGCUGCGGGUGCAGUGGAUCAGGGCUCUGCUGCUGUAGUGGAGGACGUGGAGGAACUGAUGCCGAAGACGUGGAAUCUGAGGCCGAGGAGAGCUGUUAAUAAUAUUAAUAAUGAUAGUAAUAAUAAUAAUAACAAGGGUUUGAAUGGGAAUGGAGGUGCUUUGAAGAUUUGUGGGGGUGCGGUGCCGGAGAUCAAACCUCAGGUGCCGGGUGGUAACCGGACUGAAUUGACUCGGUCCAACCGGAAUGGUAAUGACGCUAAUAAUUAUGAUAAUGAUAAUGACAAUAAUAAUAAUAACAGGAAGGAGAGGGGGAAGGAAAAGGAAAAGGAGAAGAAGGUGAGGUUUUCGAUUCCUCUUACGAAAGUGGAAAUUGAAGAGGAUAUUUAUUCCUUGACUGGGUCAAAGCCGGCGAGAAGGCCUAAGAAGAGAGCAAAGCAUGUGCAGAAACAACUUGAUUGCCUGUUUCCUGGUAUGUGGCUGGAUUCGAUCACCCCGGAUUGCUAUAAGGUUCAUGAAGCUCCUUCGAAGUUGAGAAUGUAGUUCUCCUGCUCUGCAGGGUUAGAGAAUCGACUGAGAAGUUGGAGGUGAUGACUGUCAGACCUUUUUUAUAUGCCGAAAUUAAUGUAACAAACACAUGAUCCCGUGAAGAUGAAAGGGUAACAAAUGUAUCUUGUUUUUGUGCCUUUUUCUAAUCACCGAGGAGUCUUUGGGAAUGUUGGAAGGGUUAGUGUUAUAGUUUAUGUUAUGGGUAGCUACAGAUGUACAUAAGAAAAGUCUCUCCAAUGAGUAGAAGAUAUGAAUAACUUUGAUGUUUAUGUUUUCAGUUAGUUUGAAAUCAAGAUGCUUUUCCCAACUCUCUGUUUCAUGCUGGUUUUCGAGAACUUGUUACUUGUUAUUCCAACAACAUGAAUUAUGUCUAGAACCCAAAACCUAAAUAGUUGGUAUAUGGUGUGUGAUCGACUUACACGUCUCAUUUCUGCAUCUCUUUCCAUUAUAAAUAUGCCGUUAUCAGAGCAAAACACAUUUAUUUUAACGGCUUUUAAUUGAUUAAAGGAAAGUCUGAUUCUUUGAGGAAUUGAGCAAUUUUCUUAAGUUUGCCUUUCCUUUUUUGAAGAGUGAGCCAUGCACGUCGUUGUCGUUAUUUGUGGACUGCACGGGCCAUGCAUGCGUGUCAUGAUUAGAAGUCGGCAUGAUCGAUUCAUAAUGUUGCGAUUAAUAAGAAACGUGUCUUCUAAGAAGAGAAAGCAUAUGAUUUGCUAGAUUUAUGAGAUGAGUUGUUUCAUACAUGGAUUAAGUUAUUGUAUUUUUAACCAGAUUGUAAGAUCAUACAGAAAAUAUCAUGUCAUCAUGGAGUUGCAAUUAUCAAGCUAACAAGUUGGUAGUCUGCAUCUCUUUCCAUUAUAAAUAUGCCGUUAACAGAGCAAAACACAUUUAUUUUAACGGCUUUUAAUUGAUUAAAGGAAAGUCUGAUUCUUUGAGGGAUUGAGCAAUUUUCUUAUGCUUGCCUUUCCUUUUUUGAAGAGUGAGCCAUGCACAUCGUUGUCGUUAUUUGUGCACUGCACGGGCCAUGCAUGUGUGUCAUGAUUAGAAGCUGGCGUGAUCGAUUCAUAAUGUUGCGAUUAAUAAGAAACGUGUCUUCUAAGAAGAGAAAGCAUAUGAUUUGCUAGAUUUAUGAGAUGAGUUGUUUCAUACAUGGAUUAAGUUAGUGUAUUUUUGACCAGAUUGUAAGAUCAUACAGAAAAUAUCAUGUCAUCAUGGAGUUGCAAUUAUCAAGCUAACAAGUUGGUAGCUAUCAUAAAUAACUCCAAUGAUCAAGAUCAUAGUUACCUAGAAUGCGGAAUGUUUCAAUUCAUGUACGGAUGCUGGGUAGUGUACGUCACUUAGUUUAGCAUUUUUGACCAGACUUGGUUCACAUUUCAUAUUAUGGUAGUAUGCUUUAAAGUGCAUAUUAGUUGUUUAUUUAAAGAUUUUUGAGCGACACCACUUAGAAAACAAAUUCCCAGACUAGCUUGCAUUUUUUUUCUUUGAAUGUUACAUACUUAUUAAACUUUAAUGAAUGAAUUAAUCAGUAUUUUAUUAACUCAAUUUAUUCCAUUAAGAGAAAUAUACCCGGUUGAAUCUUUAAAUGGAAUCUUUCCUUAUUCUUUCCCUUUGUUCCCUUGGCCGUGUCUCACCAUGUAUAUGAGUAUAUGUAUAGUAACUUAGCUACUUUGGAUUGCAUGCUGUUGCAUAACUGGGAUUGAAAAUCUGGGAUUAGAACCCUGAUUAUGAUUCUAGGAUGUUGCAGGAAUAUCUGGAAGCAACAAGUACCGAUGGAAACUUGAUUUGUUUGGCUGGUGAAGCUAUAAUCAAUUUAUGUACUUGGUAUUUUGAUUUGUUUCAGUUUGAAAUACGCCAAACUUACAGGACCUUGAUUGAUGUGAUGAAAGAAAUGUUAUCGUUUGAUUAGCUAAGCAACUUUUUUUUAACCAUUGUUCUUUGUGAAAGUUAUAUGAGCUAUGGCUGUCAUGGUUGUUUUUAGUAAGAUUGCAAGAUUGAAGAAUGUGGCCAUUUCAAUUUUUUAUAUGGAGGAAAUUUGAUUCUGCAAUGCAAUCUUUGAAAUUUAAUCUGGUUGAAUCAAGUCCUAGAAGUGGCCUAGGAUCUGAACAGCAUUCAUAUAAAGUACUCAAGCCCCUAUCUUAUCAUUUUCAGAAUUUUAUCACACUUGAUACUUGCAGAUUAGUGUCAGUAUGCUUUGCCAAUUAGCAUCGGACAAGAUUAUUAAUGAUGAGAAAACUUUACUGAAUCUAAGUACUAUGUUGUUGGAGAAUGAGGAUAGGAGGAUGCAACACUUCUUUCAACUUUUUGGGCUGGGUGCUCUUAUGUUUACAUCAUGUACAUAAAAUCAUAAAUUAAAUGAAUGCCCUGAAUUAUAUGCUAUAUUGAUUUAUAUGAUUAUUUCAGCCGCAGUUAUCUUAAAUAUCAUUCUUGUGUUUGAUAAUCAAUUUCCUCAAAGUUAUGUCCUAUUUUCUCAACAUAUAAAUGAGUGGUUCAAUGGAUAGGGAUUUUUGUAGAAAAUUGUUAUAGUUUUUAUUUUUCUUUUGCUCCUAGUUUUCUUGAUUAAAACCUUCGAAUUAAUGACUCUGCUGGAAAACAAUAAAUUUGAUUCCAUUUGUACUUGAAACUGUUUGAGCGAAUACACUCCAUAUUGCAUGCACUUUAUUUCCAUAAUUGUUGUUUAGCUUCUGUGAGCUCUGAUCCAUUCAUAUAAAUCCAAUUGAGACCAUGGAUAAGCUCCUCAGUCAUUUGCAGAACUGAAAAGGAAGAGAUCCUACUCCAGCAGCCAUAAUAUUUUGGAACCAUUGUUUGAGAUAAGCAAUUUAUGUGUUUGUUAUCUCUUGAUAUGUACUGUUUUGCUCACAGUUGGAUCUAACUGAAUGCUGAUUGGAUUGCUUCUGAGAUCGACGUGAAGAGUUUGUGUGGAGGAAGAGUGGUAAUUAUCGUAGUCUUAUUGAUUAUAAACUCGAGUUUAUUCCCCCAACAUGUUUUCUUUUCCUGCAUUUCGAAGGCUUGAUUUUUGAAAAUUCUUUGUACUGCGAGUCUAUAAACUGUUAUAUGAGUCUGGCUCUGCUUUUUGUUAUUGGAUCGUGCAUGUGGUGGUGUCUUUUCAGGCACAAGCUCGCUACAUGUAAAAUGUUUCAGUUGUCGUAGGUCCUGUUAGAAUUGUUAGGUAUUGUUUACAUGUUAUCUACAGAAGAUGUAAUGUAGCAGGCUGGCUGUGGAAAGAGAGGCGAACACAGUUUUAGGUCCAGUUCAUAACAGGGAAUGCAUUGAGUAGUUUGCUUUUAAUAUUCCAAAGCCUGCUGAUGUCUCUCAGGGGUGCAGCCCAGGUUCUUGCCAAACAAGUGAUGGGGCCUGAGCUGCUGCUUUGUGCCUUCCGCAGCAGACUACAGACGGGGUCAGUGCUACCCAGACUUGUGCCCUUGUUUAUUGGUUGUUUACCGUCGUAUUUAUUGGAAAGUUGGAUGCUGUAAUCAGUGGCUGGAAGAUUAAAACAUGGAGAUGGACAUCCAUCCGAAGCGGGCGCCUGCCGUAUUGAUCAUAUUGUGUGCCUUCUAAGCUCAAGGAUCUGUCUCUGUUUGAAAUUAUUUGUAUAUGAACGCAAUUCCUGUCAACUCCAGAUGGCAUUUUUGACA